Aspergillus affinis is the source of this 1110-nucleotide messenger RNA. Its product is annotated as uracil-DNA glycosylase. NCBI's taxonomy places the organism in Eukaryota, Fungi, Ascomycota, Eurotiomycetes, Eurotiales, Aspergillaceae. Gene Ontology annotation, molecular function: uracil DNA N-glycosylase activity. Gene Ontology annotation, biological process: base-excision repair, AP site formation via deaminated base removal; base-excision repair. The record is from RefSeq and is a predicted model, not a curated record. The transcript is spliced from 3 exons. The coding region runs from base 1 to 1110 and encodes 369 amino acids. Gene Ontology annotation, cellular component: mitochondrion; nucleus.
AUGACUAGCCCUACAGGUGUGAAACGCAAUGCCAAUCAUUUGACAGCCUCAGCCACCGACUCGAAGAAGCCCAAAGCCAAUGGCAGCAUCACAUCGUUUUUCGGUGCCCCGAAGGCCAAAGUCAAGACGGCUGAACCCAAGUCGUCAACCCCGCCUUCGUCGACUUUCAACAAGCAGAAGUGGAUAGCGUCGUUAACCCCAGAACAAGCGGAACUCCUUCGGCUCGAGAUUGAAACUUUGGACGACAGCUGGCUGGCACAGCUGAAAGACGAACUAGUUACACCGGAGUUUCUGGCGUUGAAGCAAUUUCUUGAGAAAGAAAAGCGGUCUGGGGUUAAAGUCUUCCCACCGGAGAACGAAAUCUAUUCCUGGUCCCGUCAUACACCUCUACACACGGUGAAGGCAGUCAUAGUCGGUCAGGAUCCCUAUCAUAAUCACAACCAGGCCCAUGGCUUGGCGUUUUCCGUUCGCCCUCCCACUUCGGCUCCUCCAUCUCUCGUCAAUAUUUACAAGGGUAUCAAGAAUGACUACCCCUCCUUUGAACAGCCGCCGAACAAAGGUGGUUUACUCACUCCAUGGGCGGAACGGGGAGUCUUAAUGCUUAAUACUUGCUUGACGGUUCGCGCGCAUCAGGCCGCCAGCCAUUCAAACAAAGGGUGGGAACGGCUUACUCAAAAGGCCAUCGAUAUAGUAGCACGUGUGCGAUCUCGUGGGGUGGUAUUUCUUGCCUGGGGAAACCCAGCAGGCAAGCGUGUGACGAGCAUUAACCGGCAGAAACACUGCGUGCUACAGUCGGUCCAUCCUAGUCCGCUCAGCGCGUCUAGGGGCUUUUUCACCAAUCAACACUUUAAGAAAUGCAACGAAUGGUUGGCUGAACGUUAUGGGGCAGACGAAGUCAUUGAUUGGAGUUUGACAUCAAAUGUGAAGACAACCUCUCCUUUGGCCACAAUUCAGAGUCCCUCCGUUGUUGUUGAUAAGCCAAAGACCCCUACAACGAGAGGAACUGCUCCCACACCGUCAGAGGAAGCAGACGGCGAUGCGCCACCUGACGAGUUCGAUGAUGACAUAGACGCUCUGGAGGCUCUGGCUGCAGCGGAGACAAGCGAUUGA